Molecule: messenger RNA, 315 nt
Organism: Pseudocercospora fijiensis CIRAD86
Lineage: Eukaryota; Fungi; Ascomycota; Dothideomycetes; Mycosphaerellales; Mycosphaerellaceae
Exons: 7
Coding region: 1-315 (104 amino acids)
Source: RefSeq, a predicted model, not a curated record
AUGCAAGGAUAUGCGCAAAUUACCUUCUACCUUCUAUACCUAUAUACCUUCUACCUUCUACCCUCUUAUACGCGCGUUUGUCUCGUAAAAGCCGGGAGUCGUGUAUUGCACUUCUAUAACCUUGCCGCUGCCGCCGCCUCUUCGCUAUCUCUAAUCUCUAAUCUCGCCGCGCCGCUAUACUCGACUCGAUCUAGCCUAGUCGCGCUAUACCUCGAAGAGAUCCGCCGACUAGUAUACGAUGCGGCAGCCUGUUUAGAAGUAGUAGAAGUAUACCGCGAUAUCUGCUCGGAAGGUCUGCGUCUAAUAACCCUCUAA